Dermacentor silvarum is the source of this 900-nucleotide messenger RNA. RefSeq names its product transcription factor Adf-1. Gene Ontology annotation, biological process: regulation of transcription by RNA polymerase II. The transcript has 3 exons. Gene Ontology annotation, cellular component: transcription regulator complex; nucleus. Bases 47 to 856 code for a protein of 269 amino acids. Lineage: Eukaryota; Metazoa; Arthropoda; Arachnida; Ixodida; Ixodidae. Gene Ontology annotation, molecular function: DNA binding. The record is from RefSeq and is a predicted model, not a curated record.
CGAAGCAGUUUGUUGUUUGCACGUGCUCCGGCCUGACAACAGCACCAUGGCAGACAGUGCAGCUUUGUACAGCAUCAUUGACAAUGACGUACUAAUCUCCUGCGUGGAAAUACGACCGGAGCUGUGGCAGCCGCGACACAAGGAUCACAAAAAUCGUUUUAAGAAGGCGGUGCUGUGGUCGGAGGUAGCUGCUGUUGUGCUGCCGAAUGUUUCUGGCGCAGAGGUCAUCGUCCAAAAACGUUGGAAAAGUCUUAGGGACAAAUUUCGGAAAGUGACCAAGGUACACAAGGAUUCCAAAAAGAGUGGCGCAGGGGCAGAUGACGCUGAAGAUUCAUUGCCAGACAACGUCUGGCUGUACAGUGAUCAGCUCCGCUUCCUGAAGGACACUGUGGAAGGAAGGGCGACAUCUGGCAACCUCGAUGAUGGCAAGUCAGCCCAAGAAUUAUUUCACACUAUGACUCGGCCACGGAGCAUCACACCACCAGGCAGCCCCGUGCAAGAGAAUGCGGACAUUGAAGAUUUGUUCGCAUUAGAAGAUGACGUGGACGUGUCCCAGCCAUCAACCAGCAGCAGACAAAGCACCACGUUAGAAACCGCUGGACAGGAUCCUCUCAGUCGGAAACCACAGGUGCAAAGUGAAACUAACGGACAGAGGAGUAGGAAACGGAAAGGGGACCCUUUACAGCAAGAAAUUGACGAGGUGUCGCAACGUUUAGCGAAGCACAAGCCCCUCGAUGAAGAUGAAUAUUUUGCCCUGUCUCUUGUCCCAACCAUGAGGGAAUUUCUGAAGCACAAAAGACUAAGGAUGCGAAUUGAGGUGCUAGAGCUCCUGGAAUCACUGAAGCAAGCUUGCUAGCUUGAGUGAUUUAAGUAUUCAGAACGAGACAAGCACUAAGAAAU